UUGACAGUGUUUACAUGUUAAUGCUACUAGUCUACUACUAAAGCAAGUAAUCUACUUUUUAUGUUGGCAUACUUCAACGCAACUCAAUCAACGAUAUUAAUGUGUCUUACUUACCAGUCAAAGCAUAAAAAUCUGUGGGUGUGGCUAAAUCUAUGGGUUCUUAAAAGGAUUCAUGAUUGAUUAUUAUAUUGAUAAAUUUGAAAUGGUGUUCAAGUAGAUAUGAAAUUUCCAAGAAGCUUGAUCCUGUCCUGUUUAAUGAUCACUGGCUUGGUAUGUUUCGAUACUAGUACAAUAUUUUUGGGGGAGGUGGGUGUUCUGAUCACUCUCGACGCUGAAUCCAUCUGCACUCUGAAGUUCCACGGCCUAAGCGCCUUUCAAAUUUGAAAAUACCACAGCGAGUCUGGAGGAGUUUAAGCCAACAGUCAGCCAGUUCUGGAGAGACACGAAACCAAUUCAUCAGUCGACUUUAUCACUCCUCUGUUUCUCAAAAAAACUGAAGGGCUUAAAACCAGUCAUUCAAGAAUUAGCAGAAGAUGGUCUAGGCAACUUAACACAGAAGUCAAAAGAAGCUCUGGCCAUUCUCUUCGAUAAAUAGAAUGUGAACCUAGCAAAUCCAACACAGCAGAACAUGGAAGCAGAGAAUAGAACUUAUAAGAUAUGGGAUCAUGUCUCUGAUUUGGAGGAAAGCUUUCUGAAGAAAAAAAUCAAAAAUGCAUUGGUUAAAGAAGGGUGACAAGAACAACAAAUCUUUUAAUAGAGCAGCCACAAUGCGCGAGAUCAGGAACUCUAUCAAAGAGAUUCAAUGCGAUGAUGGCAGAUUUAUGGACUGCAUUCGAUACUAAGACUGAAGCAGAAUGUUUUUCAAAGAAUUUUUGCAGCAUAAGCCGCAUGAUUACACUGGAAUUACAGUGGAGGUCUGAGAGAGAGUUUUGCCUUAUCGCUGCAGUGAAAUAGAGCUGGCUCAACUGACAAAGGAGGUCAUUGCAGAGGAGAUUAGGGCAGUCUUUUUUGCAAUGCCAAGUGAAAAAUCUCCGGGUCCAGAUGGGUAUACAUCAGAAUUUUUCAAAGCGACUUGGGAUAUUAUCGGUUCUGCGUUUACUAUAGCCGUUCAGUCUUUCUUUACUAAAGGUUUCCUUCCAAAAGGAGUUAACACAACAAUCUUGGCUCUCAUACCAAUGAAGCUGGAGGCUCGUCACAUGAAGGUCUACCAACCGAUCUCAUGUUGCAAUAUUAUCUAUAAAGUUAUUUCAAAGAUUACUGCUAAUCGGCUGAAAGUAAUAUUACCAGAUUUCAUUAACCCCAACCAAUCUAUUUUGUUGAAGAUAAGUUUCUUAUUGAAAAUCUUCUUCUUGCGAUAGAGUUGGUUAAAGACUAUCAUAAAGAUUCGAUUUCUAAGAGAUGUUCGAUCAAGAUUGAUAUCUCGAAAGCCUUUGACUAUGUUCAGUGGACUUUUAUUCUUAAUACUCUUGAGGAUAUGGGUUUUCCACAGAAGUUUAUUCACUGGAUUUCAAUCUGCGUCACUACAGUUUUCUUCUCAGUUCACGUGAAUGGGGAACUAGCAGGUUUUUUCAAAAGUGAAAGAGGGUUGUGCCAAGGCUGCACACUUUCACCUUACUUAUUCAUCAUCAGUAUAAACGUCCUUUCAAAACUCCUGGAUAAAGCAGCUCUGGAUCGUAAGAUUGGGUACCAUCCGAAAUAAAAGAAUCUCGGACUCACCCAUUUGAGUUUCCCUGACGAUAUUCUGGUUUUCACUGAUGGAAAUUUUUGAUCAAUCGACAGUAUCGUAGAAUUUUUUGACAAUUUCGCAAGAAUGUCAAGCCUUCGCAUUAGCAUGGAUAAAUCAACUAUCUAUUAUGAUGGGUGUCUUGAUUCAACUCACCAAGCAGUCCAAGCGCAAUACCAUUUUGAAUCAGGCAAACUUCAUGUUCGAUAUCUCGGGCUUCCUCCUCCAACCAAAUGGAUGGGAGCUCAAGACUAUCAGCCUCUACUUGAACAAAUAAGAAAACGGAUCAACUUAUGGACAAAUCGCUUUUUGUCGACGGCAAGACACUUACAACUAAUAUGCUAUGUUCUCAUGAGUAUAACCAAUUUUUGGAUGUCCUCUUUUGAUUACAGGAGAAUGCCUCAAGGAAAUAGAUCGCCUCUGUUCUGCAUUCUUGUGUCAGGCCAUGUGUUGAAUCCUAGGAAGACAAAGAUAUCGUGGGGUGUAGUUUGCAGACCAAAGAGUGAAUGUGAGUUAGGUUUAAAGCCUCUGAAAGAAGCAAAUAUGGUGAGUUGUCUAAAACUUACAUGGCGACUAACAUCACUGCAGCCAUCUUUAUGGGAUCAUUGGGUCCAGACAAAUUUAUUCGUCAAGGAAACUUCUGAACAGUGAAAGAAUAACACAUCUAUGGGGUCCUUGAUGUGGUAUAAGUUGCUGAAAGAAAGAGACAAAGCUAAACCUUCUGCCAAAUGGAUGUAAGAGAUGGUCUAUCAACUUCGUUUUGGUAUGACACUUGGAUAUAUAUGGGAUGCCUAUCUGACUUGGUAGGUGCAAGAGGUUGUAUUGAGAUGGGUAUUAGAGAAACUGCUUCAGUGGCCUCUCCUGUAGUGCGUAGGAAAAAAACUCACCGAGUAAAGAUUUAUAAUAUGAUCGAGACAGCCUUGGAGAACCAAAGGACCAUGAUGAUUGUAUCAGCUUAUGUCCCUUUAUGGAAACAAAAAGACAACACAUACAUGCCACAUUUUAGCACCAAACGAACCUGGAUUCUCAUUCGACAGGUGCAUCCGACAAUGCAAUGGCAGUAUGCAACCCCAAAAUAUGCUUUAUGCACCUGGUUAGCUAUUCAUAACAGACUAACAACGGGAGAUCUUAUGGCCACUUGGAACAGCAGAAUAAGUUCUUAUGUAUUUUCUGUCAGCGGGAGACUGAAACUCAUGAACACAUUUUCUUCGAUUGUGUGUUCUCUGCGGAAAUGUGGUCACUCUUAACACGAGGGCUUUUAGGUUAUCGAUUUACUACGGUUUGAGGAGAUCUUACUCACCUCAGAAUGGACACAACUCAGGAUCAAAAAUUCAAGUUUCUGUUGCGUUACACAUUUCAGAUCACUCUUCACUCCAUAUGGUGGGAGAGAAACAAUAGACGUCAUCAAGCAACGCUUAUGGUAGGAGGCUCUCCGGCUAAGAUGAUUGAUAGGCAUAUUCGUAACUGGUGCUUAACGGUAUCUGCGACGGGCCAUCAAAAUUAUGAAGCUCUGCUGCAGCUUUGAUUUGCUUCAAGGGUUUAGACUCUGUUUUUGUUUAAUUGUUAUGAUUUUCUGGUUUCUAGAAAAUCAAUUAGGUCCAACACGAUAUAUUUGAUGUACAAAAGUUAGUUUUCUUUUUAAUGAAUUUUACAUAUAUUGAAAAAAAGAUAUGAAAUUUCUUCACCAAAUCAAAGUCUUUGUGGGUGGCAUGGGUUAAGAAUCAUAAUGUUCCAAAAAAAAAAGCUUCUAUCUCACAGUUGCGUUGAACUGUUUUUUGAUAGCGAUUAGAAGUAUGCUUCAACUCAAAUGUGUUUUAUUAGAUACACUAGGAGCAUUGUCCCCGCGCAAGCGCCGGGUUGUAGACAGAGUUCUUGUUUCAUCUCAAUAUUUGCUAGGGUUAUUGUAGUUGUGAAUUUUGCGUUUUGAGUUGUUUUUCAAGUUUUUUUUAUUGUUAUAGGGUUAGAAUUGUGAUGAUGAACUGUGUAUGCAUUGUUGUCCACUUAUGAAGGACUAAACUGUGUUAGUAAUGUGAUUGAUAUAGUUUGUGUUGUUGUUUGUUGUGUCACUGAGACUUAUUGUUUGUUUGUCUUUUAAUUUGUUUAUUGUCUUGUUGAGAGUACAUAAAUUACAUUAAAGUUGUUGAGAGUAUUUUUUUGUUUCUGGAUAUUUUUUCUCCAGUUUAGUUGUGUAAGUUAUAUGUAUUACUAUUAAGAAAUAAUUUUUAUUAUCUUUAUUAUGUUUGUUAUAUUUUUUUGUUUUAUUUUUAAAUUUGUUGCUCUUACCGGACCUUUAAAACAAAUACAUGAAGUCUUUUAGAAAUAACUAUAAAAUGAGUGAAAAUUCUGAGUAUUUGGGCUUUAAUGAGUUUUAAAUGAAUUUAUGUAUUUCUCAUAAGAAGACAAUAGUAUUGACUUGUUGACACGGGCAUGUAAGCUAUUUUUAAUAAGACAAGAGGAGUGACCAGGUGGAGAUGUUAUUGCCGCCUUUGUGUUUGUCGGGAUUGUCUCUUGUAUCUCAUGUUGUGGAUGUGUUUGUUUAUUUUUUAUUUGAUGGGUAAUAUGUAAACAAAAAUUAUUGUUAGCUGUAUUUAUCAGAGUUCAUAACUUACUAUGCUUUUUUUUGUUUAGGUAAUUUCACUGAUCUUUGUUGUCGUAUUCGUUGCGAAAGUAAGUUUGUAAAUUGUUAAAUAGUUGGCUGUGUAGUUUGUAUUUGUUUAGCUGACUCGGUGUAUGUGUCGUUGCGAAAGUAAGUUUGUAAAUUGUUAAAUAGUUAGCCGUGUAGUUUGUAUUUGUUUAGAUGACUCGAUGUAUGUGUUGUUGAGUUUUAGUUGAUAUGAUUGGUUUGGUAUAUUUGUUUUGAAGUUUAUUUCUAAGAUUAGACAAAAAAAAGAGGUGAUCAUUAAUGAUUCGUCUUAUUUAGAAUUCUAGCUUUUGGUGAUUUGAUUGUUUGGGUUGUUGUGGUUUCUUUUAAGCUGCAAAAUAAAGGUUUGCGUAAAAUUAGGUUGAUAAGUAAGGGAGAUAAAUAGACGACCACAGAAUUUGGGUAAGAAAUAUUUUUGAUUAUUGAUGUUAGCACAAUAUAGAUAAUAAUAUAAAGGAAAUUGUGUGUUGAUUGUUUCUUACGGAUCAAUGAGGAGACGGAUAACGACUCGAUUUGUUUCUUUGCUAAGGUUAGAGCCUUGGACAGAACGGAUUUGCUCAACCACAUCUCAGAGUUUAAAUAUCAGUUAUGAUAACGAAACAUAUUAUAAACCUAGAUGAAAUAUGAUAAUAUACCUGGGAGUUCUAGGUUUAUGUUCGCAGUCACUUGGAAAUUGUCAAACAGUCUAAUUAUAAUUGGAGAUUAAUCUUAGGAGCACCCGUGAUGACUUCAUCAAUAAUAGUUGGUGAGAUGAAACAAAUGAGGAAUGGAUGAUCAAUUAUUUUGUAAAUGCUUGAGCACUUAGCAACCUCAAAACGAUCGACUUUCACAAUGGAACCGACUUUCAAAGAUGGCAUGUAAUGAUUAGCACGUCCAGUGAGAAUAAACCCAUGAAUCACGGAAUUUGCAAAUAAUAUUAUUUAACAAAGAAUCAAGAAAUCAAUUAAAAACAAUUAUAUUAAAUAAGUGUGAUAAAUCGAAGAUUAACUUACAUUUUCAUCAAGGAAGAGAACCGUGAUUUCCAUAAAUUCACUGUCUUUCUUGAAGUUCAGGGAAUCCUAUAAGCGAGGAGGUUAUAGGCUAUGCUCUGACUACUACGACCAACACGGAGAGACUCGAAGGUUGAGUGACGGAUGCCGGGAACGCAGGUUUGAGGAACUAGCGAGGGCAGAGAGACAUUUUCUAGAAGAUCGUUAAAGAUAAGAGGAAUCAAUGAGUUUUGUGUUGACGCAGAUUGAGUUCAUCAAAGAUGAGAAUCAUAUAUAUAGGGUUUACAGAAAGGCUACAAAUCAGGAACAUUUAAGAUCAAGCGAUUUAAGAUGGGGAGAUGAAGAGUUCACCGGUGAAAAAUUAGAUUGUGAAUAGACACACGGCGCAAUUCUGUAACUCAGAUUUAUCUGAGACAAUGAUGAAAAAAACUCUAACUCAUGUUAAACGAAGACAGUUUACAAUAUGAAAAAACUAUAAUUGUUGUUUUUUUCAUAUAACGUGAUGAACCUCAUUUGAAAAUGAAACUCAUAAUAUACUUGUAGGCCCGGCCCACAGAGAAAACCGAAGAAGCAAAGGUUUCCGAUCUUCGUAAAUAUAUAUUAGUUUUGGCCAUCAAUGUACAAAGUAUCAUUUAGUUUAGCGGUAUAAAUGUUGGUGUUUAUAUCUCAAUAACCGAGGUUUGAACCACAAGUUAGACAUUUUCUUCAUACUUUUUAAAAGUGAGACCCACCAAAAUACUGACGUGUCACCUCAGGAAAAAAGAAACUGUACUAUUAUAUUAUAAAUAAAUUUUAAAUUGUAGACUAAUAAUAACAUGUGAUACUAGAUGAUUUUUACUAUAAUUAUAUAUGUAGUAGCCCCAAAACUUACUGAUAAUUUUAGUAUACCAGUGUUAAAUAGCUUCUGCUAGUUUAUUUUUGCACCAUAAUCAAUUGAAUUCAUGUUGAUAAUUCUGGUUUUUUGGUCAAAUGGAGUAUUAAGAAUAUUGGAGAAUUGUGGAAGGGAAAUAGUUUUCAAAUAAAUACAGCCCAAGUUAUAAACAUACAUAAGGAAGGAUUUUUGGAGUAUUAGCAUUAUGGAGUUGUUUCGUUUGAUAGUUUGAAUGUUUGAUAGCGGUCGUUGGCGAUUUGAUUUGAACCAUUAUCAACGGUGAGUAUGGCUUUUUGAGACUCCGAAGGGACAAAUUGUAAUCCAAUAUUAAUGAUACACAUAUGUAACUCUAAACUUCAUUUGACAACUAAUUUAUUAAUUAAGAACACGUUACAAUCUAAUCAAAACAGAUAAGCCCAUCAAACACAAAUCUCGAAUUCUAGAGAAGACCAUUUUUUGAUACAGCUAUUAGUUAAUUAUAAUAUUAAAACUUCACAUAAAUUUGAAAAUAAGGAUAGAAAAACAGCAUCAUAUAAAUGUAUUAACUACAUUAUAAUAUGCCUUGAUUGGGAAAGGCAUUGGCUCGCCAUUAUGUUGGAAAGAAACAUUCGCAUAUUUGGUUUACUCGGUGGUAAAUUGACAAUUUUAAUGACCGGUCAAAUCUCAGAUUAGGCACUCUGGACUGGCAUUGUAUCUGAAUAUACAGAUAAACAUAUUAACAUAUUUGUAUAUAUGGAUAAGAUUCUAAGCGAAUUUAACAAAAUGUCAAGGUCCUAUGACAUAUAAAUGUUUUCUAAGAAAUAAGCUAGUUAGUAUAUGUAAGGCUUUUUCUUCUCCCAUGUUUAGGCUAUCUACGAAGAGACAUUUGGCUUUUCAUUUUGGAUUGUUGCAAAAUACAUUUUCAACGUUUUGUGAAGAUUUUGUAUGUGUGAAAUCAAUGCUUAUUAAAACAAAAUAGCUCAUGCACGUUUGAGUUUUUUUUUCCCACGUAUUGAAUUUAGAAACGAUAUAACAAUCUACAAAAGUAAACGUGUAUACAAAUUGGAUCAAGAACCGGAGUUUGUAUGUGAAAUUAAGAGAAUUUAUAAAAUAUAGGAUUCAGCUGAAAGGCAGUUAGGGAUUUAUCCAGUUUAGACAGAACCACAUAUCACUCUCAGUUAGCAUCAAUAUCCAUAGCGGAUACCAUAUUCAUAUCGGAUCAAGUGGUUUUUAAUACCAUGUCUAAAGUUCAUUGGGUUAUAAUCCAUUAGCACAACAUAAUAUAUUAUGUGAAAUUCCUGACAUAAGAAACCAAUAGCUUAGUAUUACAUAUUUUUGGUCGAUAUAAAUGUAAUUUCGGAAAACAUUUCUAUCCAACCCUGUCUGGUUUACAUGGAAUAAUACUACGCUUUUGAUACGAUCCUCUUUUGCUAAUGAAUCCACAUAGACAUUUUAGUUCUUAAGAAUAUAUGUCUUAAGCUCAAACUCCCAAAAAUAUCAUGCAAAAGGCGAAACGAAGUUAUCAUUGAAAUGAAGACCGGCCAUUCGACCGAGUUUAUAGUCAUAUCCAUCAAAUCUAAGUAAUCAGUCUCGAUUCGGAUAGAGGGAAUUUGCAUAUCUAUCGCACACAAAAUGACUCAUAACAAUCUAUAUAUUGCUACAACUACAUUUUUCCUGUAUGUAACUAUACACCGUGGUUGGAUAAACCCAAAUAAUUUUAUAAAAAAAUUACAGAGAAACUUGCAACUAGAAUGGCGUAUAUUCACCACUCCUUUUAAUACUACUACAACAAGACAACCCACCUUCGUAUUCUGAUAUUCUAACCUGUCAAUUGUAUUUUAUACUAAAUUUGGGGGAUCAAGGUAUAUUACAUAUUUUAUAAACAAAAGCUAAGAUUCGACUUGAAAUGCGACGGCUCGGCUUCUCUUUAAAGAUAUUGAUCCUUGAGAAACCCUAUAGAGCCAUAUAUUUGUUCUCUUUAUAAAGAGACACAACCCCAUCUUUUUGUUUAAAGAGUACUGCAUAGCUAUAAAAUAAAGUAGAUUAAUCUCUAAAAUCACCAUGAUUAAUAGCUUAAGCAAUAUGAAGAACUACAACGAGAAACGUGUAAGAUGUUGUGAGUACAUCAAAGCUCUUGAAGAAGAACGCCGCAAGAUCAAUGUCUUCCAACGCGAGCUUCCUCUUUGCUUAGAGCUUGUCACUCAGGCGAUCGAGACAUAUAAAAAGGAGAUAUCAGAGGCGACAAUGGAGAACUUGUGCGGACAAUCGGAGUGCUCCGAGCAAACGACCGGAGAAUGUGGGGGCAUCCUGGAUCUAUUUAGACCUAUCAAACACUCUUCAACCUCCUUAGAAGGGGAAGAAGAAGAGGUUGAUGCUGAUGAUGAACAUGAAUCUAAUGAAACUGGCCUAGAUUGCGAUGACAAGAACAUGAAAUCUGAAUGGCUCAAGUCUGUUCAGCUCUGGAACCAACCUGACUCCGUUCUUUCUAAGAAAUUGGAACGCUCACAACAGGAGACAGAAACGGUGGUAGAAGCGAUAAACGGAAAUGACAACGGAACAACGUCUCAUCAGCCGCCAUGUUAUGAAACGAGCAACGGAAAAAGCGGCGACGAUAAAUCUCAGGCGAGUAUUAGCGGUCGGCAAAAGAUGGAGGCGGAAAAAGACAUCAGCGGUGGUAGCGGCGGGAUAGGGCGGAGAAAGCAUAGGCGGUGUUGGUCACAUGAGUUGCACAGACGCUUCUUGAACACUCUUAAACAGCUUGGUGGUCCUCAUGUAGCUACUCCGAAACAGAUAAGAGAGCUAAUGAAGGUUGAUGGGUUAACAAAUGAUGAAGUUAAAAGUCAUUUGCAGAAAUACAGGCUGCAUACAAGACGACCUGGCCAAACAAUUCCUAACAAGAGAGAUUCUCAAACGCAACAUUUCGUAGUCGUCGGUGGGAUAUGGGUCCCUCAAGCUAGCCACUCCACGGCCAAUGCUGCCACAGCGGGUGAGACCACCAUCGGGAUUUAUGGUCCGUUGCAAGCAGAGUGGCCGAGCCAAUCAAAUUUUGGUCGGACUAUUUCGGAAGAAAGAUCACGAUGCUCUAACAAAGGAAUUAUUCGGUGUAGCUCUCCUGCAAUGUCUUCUUCUACUCGUACAAAGACUAAAGAUGCAAAACUAUCAUAACUUUAUUUUAAAAGUUCAUUACGAAAACCAAAGGGUAUAGACAUUGAAAUUCAUACGAAAAUGUUUAUAUACUAUUACAUAGGAUAAAAUGGAAUUUGUUACUUUACUGUGUACACAUUGUUGUUAGCUGUCCCAUAAAUCAAAGAUCCAUAUUAAUUUACUGAA
Brassica rapa (field mustard) is the source of this 9533-nucleotide messenger RNA. Its product is annotated as transcription factor HHO1. Gene Ontology annotation, molecular function: DNA-binding transcription factor activity; DNA binding. Lineage: Eukaryota; Viridiplantae; Streptophyta; Magnoliopsida; Brassicales; Brassicaceae. The record is from RefSeq and is a predicted model, not a curated record. Gene Ontology annotation, biological process: regulation of DNA-templated transcription.